AAUGGGAACAGUAAUAAUUGGUAAGUGUCAGUGUUAAUGCUAUAUAAACUAUGUAUCAUGUGAUUGUACAUUUUAAGAAAAUGAAGUGAAAACAAAAAGCAGAACUAAUAGGUUUACAGAAAACGUUGAAAAGCGAAAUAAAAUAAAAAAUAAAUCACCUGGUGAUUCUACAGAAAAACUUUCAAGAUUUUCUUCUACUCGUAAACCAUCAAGUAGAUCAAGUUCAUUAAAAUCAAAAUACUUAUUAUCUAAUGAAUGUAAUAUAUAGACAGAUGAAUCUUCAUAAACAAGAAUCAAAAGAAAACCUAAAAUAAUUCAAUAAUUUGUAAAAUCUACUAAAUUUUACAAUUUUGCAGAAUAUACUUUGAAAAGUUAAUCUGUUAUACAUUAAUAACAUAUAUCUGAACAUAAAGAACAUAAAAAAAGUGCCUAAAGUUCAUAAAUUUCAUAAAUUGUUUAAAGUAAUCGACCAUUAAAAACUGAUAAUAAUAAGGAAGAAUAAUACGAUUAUAGACCUUUUAAAAAAGCAAACAAGUAUUAGUAACUAUUUUUUAAAUGA
This is a messenger RNA of Paramecium sonneborni, 559 nucleotides long. Lineage: Eukaryota; Ciliophora; Oligohymenophorea; Peniculida; Parameciidae. The record is from the annotation of a GenBank genome assembly.